Scatophagus argus is the source of this 6570-nucleotide messenger RNA. RefSeq names its product junctophilin 3b (gene jph3b). Gene Ontology annotation, cellular component: plasma membrane; junctional membrane complex; endoplasmic reticulum membrane. The transcript is spliced from 6 exons. The record is from RefSeq and is a predicted model, not a curated record. Bases 1706 to 4144 code for a protein of 812 amino acids. Gene Ontology annotation, biological process: regulation of synaptic plasticity. Lineage: Eukaryota; Metazoa; Chordata; Actinopteri; Scatophagidae.
GCCCAUAUUGUACUACCACUGCAGUCAUCUUUAGAGUCAGAUUAAACAAUAGAGACUGAGGCGAGAUGCUGAAAGAGAAGACACAGGACGAGUAAAAAUAUAAAAAGCUACAGGUGAGCAGAGGAAGAAUGAAGCUUGUCUCUGAGCAGAGUGUGUGUCUCUUUAAGAGAUGGAGUGUGCUAUUGAGCAGCAGGAGGAGGGGAGGGUUGGUUGGCUGCAUUGGAACAGUCCUCUCUAAUGAGCAGAUUUUCUGAGAGACAUAUACACACAGAGAGAGAUCAGGAGAGGGAGAGAGAGACUGAGAUCCAGCCAUAGGAGGAGAAGAGAUUGUAAGAGCAAGACAGCAGGAAGGACGGCAGGCUGUGCGUCAGCCAGCGCUCCGUAGGGAAACAUGAAGACAAGCAGGAGAUGCUGAAGAAGACACAACACACUAUAACAGGAUCAUAUAGAUGGAUGUUAUUUCAUCAAGCAGACAACCUGGAGACAACCCACGCAGAAGAUAAACCACUUAUGGACGCAGUGGAUUAAAGACCUACAGACAGACUGAAAGAAAGAGAGGGAGAGGAGUGAUAGAGGAAGAGAAAUUAAUCAAUUCAGUUGUUUAUUUUCAUUGUCUGUGUGUGCGCACUUGCUGUCAGAAAGAGUGUGCGUGUGCCUGCAUAUAGUGUGUACCUGCAUAAGGCAGGAGACUGCAUUGCUGCUAUCCAGCAAGACAGGACAGACAAAAAAGAAGGCAGCCAAGCAGAUUAUGUUUCCCCAUUUUUCUGUCUCUCCCUCUCUCUAUGCAUAUAUGUGUUACCUUGCUGUGCAACCAAGGAGUGUGUGUCUGUGUGUGUGUGUGAAGACUGAGAAUAAGAAGAGGAUGGUGAAGCCUCAAGUGAGCUACAGUUUUAAAUAAUCUAAGUCUGAUCAUCAGGAGUGAGCUUGAAGGAAAGAAAAAAACAAUUUCUGCAGAGGAGAGUUGUCUUCUGUUUUUUCUUCAUCACACAACAUGUCACAGCUCCAGUUUGGAUCGCUGUGCUGAUCAGGGAGCCUAAGGGUGGCUUCGGUGCUGGAGGCUUGGAGGUUGGAAGGGCUGCCACCGGGGAGACUUGUCGGCUUUACGCCCCAGAGAUUUGGAGGCAUCAUCAGGUAGGAGACGACUUAACACGGGGGCUUGAGCAGACAGCAGGAGAGGAGUAGGAGGAAGAGUUGCGUGUGUGUCUUGGACUGUGUAGGCAGGCCGGUGACAGGACUGGUGGAGCUGCCUGAUGGCUUAAACUCUUGCUGAGAGAGGAUAAUGGCAGCACUGGGCCCACUCUCCUCCUCUCUCACCUGCAUCUGCAACAAAGAAGCUGGAAAGUGCUAGUCAGUAUCACAAAGAGCCUGUAAAGAAGAUGGUGUGAACAGCAUCACCCUUUCCCACCACGCUGGGAGACCCCUGACACCCCUGUGAGGGGCCAAGUUUUGUUGUUCACCUUGUUUCUCCUUCCUCUUCUCCAAACCAGAUGAAAACAAGGAGUAACAUUGCUUGAUUUGUGUGGGAGUUCUCUCCCUGUCCCUCCCUCUCUCUCCUCCUUCCCCCCGACCUCCCCAACCUCCAAACUCAGCUUCAUGGGUUGGUUCUAGCACCAGCCUGUCCUUAUUUAUCCUCCCUUCGUUUUAUUUUCCUUUUCUUCUUCUUUUUGUCGAGGCUUCAGGGGAAUUGCCAAGACCUGUUUCAUGCAUGUCCACUGGCGGCAGGUUCAACUUUGACGAUGGGGGGUCAUACUGCGGCGGGUGGGAGGACGGCAAAGCGCACGGCCAUGGGAUCUGCACGGGGCCCAAGGGCCAAGGCGAGUACUGUGGGUCGUGGGCCCAUGGCUUUGAGCUGUUGGGUGUCUACACUUGGCCCAGUGGGAACACCUACCAGGGUACCUGGGCCCAGGGCAAGAGACAUGGCUUGGGUGUCGAGAAUAAAGGCCGCUGGGUGUACAAGGGUGAGUGGACGCACGGCUUUAAGGGACGAUAUGGCCUACGGGAGAGCACAGGGACAAGUGGGAAGUACGAGGGGACGUGGAAUAACGGGCUUCAGGAUGGAUACGGAACAGAGACGUACUCAGAUGGAGGAACAUUUCAGGGCCAGUGGGUUGGCGGGAUGCGGCAUGGAUAUGGAGUUCGUCAGAGUGUUCCGUAUGGCAUGGCGGCCGUCAUCCGCUCCCCGCUCCGUACCUCAAUAAACUCUCUUCGCUCUGGUUCGGAACACAGCAACGGUACAGCUCUGCUGGACCGGACUGGAGCGGUGGUUCCUGGCCCUCCUUCUGUUCCUGGGACACUGACCACCAGUGUGUCCAUGUGCAGCACGGGAAGCAGUGGCAGCAGCCCCGCUGUGUCUCGUGGAGGUUUUGUGCUGACGGCACACAGCGAGGCUGAGCUGCUGAAGGGGAAGAGAAAAGGCGGGUUGUUCCGAAGAUCCAUCCUGUCUGGGCUCAAGCUAAGGAAGUCUGAGUCCAGGAGCUCUCUGGCCUCCCAAAGGUCUAAACAGAGCUCAUUUAGAAGUGAAGCUGGGAUGAGUACUGUGUCCUCUGCUGCAUCUGAUAUCAACUCUACUAUCAGUCUUGGAGAUGCAGACACAGAGUUGGCUGUCGCUGAUGAUGAUGUGGACGCCACGGCAACAGAGACCUACUGCGGGGAGUGGAAGAACGACAAGCGGACAGGGUUCGGUGUGAGUCGGCGGUCCGAUGGGCUGCAGUAUGAGGGGGAGUGGCUUAGCAACAAACGUCAUGGCUAUGGCUGCACCACAUUUCCUGAUGGCACAAAAGAGGAAGGAAAGUAUAAACAGAACAUCCUAGUGAGUGGCAAAAGGAAGAACCUGAUCCCCCUCCGGGCCAGUAAGAUCAGAGAGAAGGUGGACCGAGCCGUGGAGGGAGCGCAGAAGGCAGCCGACAUUGCUCGACAGAAGGCCGAGAUCGCUCUGUCCAGGACGGCUCAUGCACAGGGUAAAGCAGAGGCAGCAGUAGGAGCAGCUCAGAAAGCCCAAGAAGAGAGUCGCAUGGCCAGGCUCACCGCCAAGCAGUUCUCGCCUUCCUUCCAACACCCAGGAAAUGGCAUGGAGGUGCAGCGUCCCAAACGUCAGGUGUCCAGUGAAGUGGAGGGCGAGGGACUGUCGAGUAGCGCUGGCACCGCCGAUAGCCCUGACCUUUACGUCAAGAGCGCGGGCUCCGACGACCCCUCUAACGAUGCUGCAACCCCAGACCUCAGCCCCCCUUCUUCCUCACCACCCCACACGCCACCUCCCCCUGCCCGACCAUCUCAGCGCAGCAAGAGUGCUCGCUUUCACCGGCAGAGUGCCGUGGACCAUGGGGACAGGGGGAAAGAUGGAGGAGAAAGGGGUGAGAAAGGUGGCGGAGGAGGGCAGACAGAGAUCCAGGUGUUGAUGGAGGUAGGAAGUGGGGGAGGUGAAGGCGGAGGAGGAGGGAAGGCGGAGUAUUCACGGGCCAACAGCUGGAGUGAGGACAAGAGGAGAGGGGUGUCGUCAAAAGGGGGACUCAGUGGACGAGGAGCUAGCCGUACUAAUGGGCACAAACACAGCUCCUCCAAUCACAAGUCCCGAGAACACGGGUUAUCUAAUCACAGACAGCCCAGAGGGGACAGGUGGACAGAGUCAUCCUCUUCUGCUUCCUGGACAUCCGGGCACAGAGGCGUGCAUGGCAGGGGAGGCCGGCUGCUGGAGCAGGAUGAGGAGAAAAUUAGCAAUUAUGAGAUGGAGAUGAAGCCUUUACAGCCCAGAGACUCCACUACCCACAAACCCUAUGGGCAUGGGGAGGAGAGGCACGGGCAGAGUCAUGCUCACGGAGAGGGGCGCUCGCAUACUGUGCAACGACAAAGGCAUAAGAACCGUGAUGGGAGGGAGGGGAGGGAAGGAAGAGACGGGAAAGAGGGGAGGGAGGGGGGUAAGGACUCAGUGCACAAACUGGACAGACCAGGGGAAAAGAUGGAUUCACGGCCUUUACGUCGAGACCUCACUCUCUCUCCCCCUCUGAAGUCCUCGCCCAUUACACCGGAGCAGCACGACCACAGCCUCAUGCAGAGCAAAGGCAAUUCGGCCUACAGCUCUGUCCUCGUUGUCAUGGUGAUUCUGCUCAACAUUGGAGUGGCUAUUUUGUUUAUCCACUUUUUUAUUUGAAGACGGCACCACUUUCAGAGUCAGCCUAUCUAUGCUACAACAACUAUAAAUUCAUGAGUAUUACAACAAAUCUGCUGCUCCGUCGUAUUGCUGGCAAGAGGAUUGCAACCGGUUAAAGGAAGACAAGGACCAAGGAAGGCUUCGCCAUCAUUUGGGCUAAAGGUGGCUAACCCCAGCUGAGUUUGGUUAAGUUUCCGUGAAAGAGAUGCUGAAGUGUGUAACCCAAAGAAGUGGCGGAAAGAGGGAUAGAGCAGUAUAGGUAACUGAACCACAGGGAGAUAACAUAGUCCAGAAACUGGACUUAGGUGACCUUCAGUGGUUCAUAUAUAGACUCAAAAGGGCAGGACAGGUCUGAUCUCCAGAACAUGAGAGCUGCAGCUGGCAUUACAGCAAGACGUCUGCUUCCACUGUCUGUAGACAGGACUGACGAGACAGACUUUUUCAUCUUCAAAUCAUAGUUUUCAAAAGAUUUGUAACUUCUAAUUUAUUUAUUAACAUUUUCUCUCAUGUAUAAUAUGUUGAUGGAUAUAGUCUUUAUUUUGUAACCUUCCAUCCCUCUUUAUACUGUUUAACUCCUGCCUUUUGGUUCCUCCUCCCCCCCAGGCGUUGUUACUGAUGACUUGAGGUAUGUGUCUGUGUGUGUGUCUGAAAGACUCAGGCGUUUCCAAGUGUGUUCUGCCUGGAUAUAUGGUUGAUGGCUCCCUGUCCACACACACGCACACACACACUUUUGGGGAAACUGCGUAGGUUUACAUUCAUUUCCUGGAGAUCUUCCUUCACUUGGAUCACUGACCCUCCCGUUUGUCUUAUCACAUUCUUCAUGCUAUGCUGACAGAGAAGAGAUGUGUGUGUGUUUCUUAUUCAGCAAUGUGUGUGUGUAUGUAUGAGUAUACAGUUGUAUGUGUUGUCUUCAAGUAGCUCAGUGGCCUUUCAUGCUGUUCAUGAACUUUACCAGAGCAUUCCAUGAGGACACCUCCACUGCUCAUCCACAUCUAGCCUACUAGCAUCACCUGACAGCUGUGCUCUCUCCAUCUCUUCCUCCUACUCUCUCCCACCUCCACACACACUAGUCAGAGGAUGGUGCUUCCUAUGAGUUGGUGGUAGUUCAAGACAGACUGUCCUUGGCAAAGCCCUGCGCCUACUGUACCACUAGCUGGGUUAUUUAGAGGCAAUACUGCACUCACUGAAGCAAAGCUUGCAUGGGCAAUGCCAGAUAUGUGACUUAAAUGACCGUAUCCCGUGGAUAAAUCAGUGUCUCCCACUGCUUCUCUCAAAAUUUAACCUGAAGACAACAUCAUUUAUACUCUACUUGCAAGAUGUUUGAAAAAAAAAAAUGUCACCACUUGCCUUGCUUUUGUAGCGCAAACUGAUAAAAGUACAACAAUGCAUGCAUAUGUACUGUAAUAUCUUAGUUGUGCGUUGAAUCUGAAAGUGAAUGAAGCUUCAGAAGCACAUAUUAAGUUUUGAUAGGAGCAGUGUCUGGAAAGAAGCCUGUUUGGCGCUGAUCAUGAAGCUGAGAUAAAACAGAAUCCAGAUGUCUUUCACAGACUGUUAUUGAUCUUUUCUGGGUUAAAUGAAACCAACUGAUGCCUCUGUGUGAAGCUGAGUGAUACUUCAUGCAGCCUGACAAGAACUAACUGUUGGAGAGGAUUUUAGUCAAAUAAUGCAAAACCAUUGUGAAGCAAGUAGUGGCUGGGAUUAAGGUCAGGAUUUACUGUCUCCUUUCCUCAGCUUCUCCUCCAACAAUUCAAGACCCUGCAUCACAAAUGGACAGACUAAGGUACAGUCACAAAUACCAAUCACUAUUUGGCUAUUUUUAUAAUCCAGUAAAGGUGUUGUGAGUGUGUGUAUGUGUGUGUGUGUGUGUGUGUGUGUCUCAAAACCAUCCGGCAGACCAGUCUCCAUUUGUUUGCAUGUGUGAACAUGACUGCUCAUUGUUGUGUCUGAACAUGUGUCCAUAUCCUCCUCCUUCCAUGUGAUGGGAUGGGAUGGCUGAGCACGUUGCCGUCAGUAACAACUUCCAGGUGGCAGGGAGGCUCGCUGUUGUUUUUUUUUUUUUGUCCGACAGCUUUUCUAAAAGUAUGGACUGGAGCUCAAACUCUGCUGUAGGCCCAUUUCUGGUGUUUCCCCACAUUAUUACAAGAGUACAGUGCCAGAACAAUAUAUUUUCAUUUCACUGAGUCCCAGACUGAAGCUCUGCUGUAAGCCAUCAGCCUGGUGACGAUGCCCUGCACCACCCAGUUAGUCCGCAGCAUGCUACAGCAUGCUAAGCUCUCUCUCUAUAGUUUGACUCUUCCUUCUUUCUUUCUUUCUUUCUUUCUUUCUUUCUUUCUUUCUUUCUUUCUUUCUUUCUGUUUCUGGGAAUUACUCUGUUUUGUUUUUGAGUUAUGUGGAGAAAAUAAUGAAAGUGUUUGAAAUAAAACGAC